GCCAUUCAUUCAAACCAACGCGAAAAUGAGAACAGUUAGUCCCCUCAGUCUCAGUCCCCAAUAAAAAAGUUAAUUAAUGUUCUUAAAGUAAACAGUGUGUAUCGCAUUGAUUCAUUUUACUUGAAGUAUCCCUUCUAAAGUCUGGCAAGAAGACUCCGAUCGCGCUGCAUCGAUGAGCAAACGUCUAAACAUCUAAGAGACUACUGUAACAAGAGUUACACAGCAGCGAGCUCGCCAUUUUUCGAUGAAAAAUUUAAAACAAUGCUUACAGCCCCUCAGAUACGAGAAGAGGUGUUCAGUUACAGUGCUUUUUACGCGAGUUAAGUUACGAAUCGACACGAGGCCGAAAAGGUUUCGAGCCAAGGACUUCCGGACCACUAAUUACUAAGUUCGUCUCAGUAAUGGAGGAGGGGUUGGGGGGAUCCUUUCAAAACUAUACGGGAGUCAAAAAUGACUGUAACUUAGUGCGUUGUAUUGUAACAAAAAAUGCUUCUCCCCGUAGGUUUUUUGAGUAAUUUUAAGCCCAGCUCUGCCUAAAUAAUACCGAAAAACAACUGCUGGCAUUUUUUUCUGAAGUAUGUCUGAUUGUAGUUUGUAGCAAGUGAUACGCUACAACAACUCCAGGUCAAGAUUAGCCUGCGAGCAGGCUCUCCAUUUAGGGGUUAUCGUGCAAAGUACACGCGCGAGUAGCGCACGAGGGGAGACAAAUAGAGAGCUUGCUCGCAGGCUAGUGCAAGGUAGUUUUGCUUGGUUGUAGUGGUAUUUAUUGCUUUGCAAACAAAUAAAUACUUCGAUCAUAGAUUAAAUAGAUAGAUUUUGUAGUCUGGGAGCCCAUCAUAAGCCAGAGAAUUGAACAUAAUAUGAUUAUUGACCAGCUGACUUGAAUUUCUUUUUAGAUCCUGCCUGGAAUAAAUCUCGUUCUUACAUUUCUAGUACCACACCCUUAUUUUAGGAGUACCCUCCGGUUUUCUGAAAAUUCAGGCUCGGUAUUUCCUGAGUGUGACUUAAAUAACUAGUAUUCAUUUCUGACUCAUCAAAUUACAUUGGAAUGAACAAGGGUGUUUAGAAUCAUGUCGCAAAUUUGUUCUCAAGUUCAGUCGUUUUAUAGCCAAAACCCGGGGAUGAAGCAGUGUUAAGCAAGAACCACUUGUACGGAAAGUUUACCAAAUACGCUUUGAGUAAUGUCAGGUGUACAGAAAUUCUUUCUUGUUAUUAGUGUAUGUUUAUUCACCCCAUCAUGUCAAGGUAAGAACUACAAAAUCAUGUUUUCUCAAAAAUAGUAAACAGGCUCCUAAUUCGCUCUUUUUCGUUGUUUAUUGUUGAAGCAUCAACAUACAUGCGUCAAUAAAGAAGAGACUAAUAACUCAUUGAAAUUGUCCACUAAGCCAAACGGGCGAGCUUGUAAAAAUAUUGAAGGUCGAGAAUUUGGGAUAAGUAUAGUCUUUACGCCAACAUGACGUCUGUUUCCUCCUUCAUAUCAUCUAUAUUAUUAUCGCUACUAAAACGUUCCUUCAAUUUAGGUUUAUUCUGUAGUUCGUUUGGGAAUUUUUACAGAGGAAAUUGUUGACUUUUUGCGCAUUUUGUGCAGUUAAUUGUUGCUUCAGAAUUCAGGCGAGGCUUUUCGGAUGUUUUGAUAAGGUCUUAACCUACCAUCAAAUUCUCGAAAUAAAUAAUAGUUAAGUGUCUAAUGUGAAGGGGUAUAAUAGGGUAGUUUGACAUCGUAAUUUUGAAAAACUGACUAGUAUGUUAAUGAUCAGCAGUAAAUAGAAACCAUUAGCUAGAUAACACUUAUUUAAUCUAUUCUUUGUUGAGUAAAAUUUAACUUCCGCGUUUUUAAGGACUCAGUCUAAUUGCUCGAAUGCAUCUUUAACUGAGGCCCCUCGGUCACUGGCAAGCAAGUAACCAGAAAUACAUUUUCUCUUGCUUUACUCGGUUAUAGAAAUAGGUCAUCGUCCAAAUAAAUUAGAGCCAGUGGGGCUCGGUCAAUAAUCUAGCUCUGUUUGACAUCUUACUUUGUCUCUUUUGUUCAACUGGUUUGUAAUCGGAAACAGCAUGACCUUUGUGGAGCAUAAAAUGAUUCACUCUUUUUGUUUCGGUUCCCUAAUAAAUGCAUAAAAACUGUUUUUGGCAUGUAUCAACACAAUUACGAUUAACAAAAAACUGUGAUACAAUGGAAUCUAGAUAUAACGAAGGGCAUGGCGACUUACAAAAUACGUUCUUGGUUCGCCAUAUCGAGGCUUCUCCUCUUACAAAACCAUUUCACCAGCUACAAAUGAGAGACAAAUUAUAGUGUUGAGACACUUCUAUAAAAUGGCUCCUUUUUUGCACAGUGGACAUACCUUCCCCAUCCCCUUGUGUAUCCCCACCCCUCCCCCAGAAUCAAUGUUGUAUUUAGACCUUCAUGUCUUUCUUUUGCUAAAAACAAGCAACAUUGAGCGGGAGACUGGGGAUUUAGAUUACGGCGUUUAAGCAGAACUAAAUGAUAAAUGAAUGAAAUGCAUGGUAGAUAAAAGCGCGCGUGUUAGACAAGUACAAAGUGUGCCAACUACAUUUGUCCCUAAUUGUACAUGUAGACACUUCCCGAGAGUUAUAUACAGGGACUUUCUCUUUAACUACCCAUUCUUUUCCAUUUCAGUGUAUUUGCUAUGAAGUUUUAUUGGUGUUUUUGUUGUUGCAGUACCAAAUGCUCCACCAGCUAAUGUCAUAGGAAAAAAUGUAACCUCUACCAGCAUUUUUGUACAGUGGGAUGAAGUUCCAGCAAACAAUCAAAAUGGCGCUAUAGUGAACUAUACAGUCACCUACACAGAGUUGCCUAAUGGUAGUCCAACAGCAGAGGUGGUGAUUGCCCCAAAAAGAAAUGCCACAUUGAAAGGUUUGAAAAAAUUUACCAACUACAGGAUUACAGUGUUUGCGUCUACUGCUAAAGGAGGUGGCAAUAGAAGUGAUCCCAUUAUUGUCAUUACAGACGAAGAUAGUAAGUACAAUUCUGGUCUUCAUUAA
Molecule: messenger RNA, 3000 nt
Organism: Porites evermanni
Lineage: Eukaryota; Metazoa; Cnidaria; Anthozoa; Scleractinia; Poritidae
Source: the annotation of a GenBank genome assembly